Molecule: messenger RNA, 9353 nt
Organism: Biomphalaria glabrata
Lineage: Eukaryota; Metazoa; Mollusca; Gastropoda; Planorbidae
Exons: 2
Coding region: 208-2220 (670 amino acids)
Source: RefSeq, a predicted model, not a curated record
UCUGGAAACUUGGAAAGAACCCAGUGCGCAUGCGUAAAUUAUUGACUACAAGUUUUGGGAAACUAGCGACAUCAUCAUCUUGUUUACAUCGCUAUUCGUUCCUUUUACUUGAGAAUGCGACAUAGCUUCGUAAAAAUAUCAAUUUUAUGAAACUGAUGUGGAAUGUGUCCCAUUGUUCUCACUUCAUAAGUCUUUACUACAUCAGCAAUGACGGCCUAUGCAAAAGAAUUUGAAAAGUGGCUCAGCAACAGUGGAAGUUUGAACCAACCAGUUUUGCUUGAAGAUGAUGACAGUAAUGCAAUCAAAGCAUCCAAUCCUCAGUCUGGUCGUGAUGACAGUGGAGGAGGGGACAGCUCUCAGGGCAGCUUUGAUGACGUGAUGAAAGAUUCAUUGUCUUUCUCAUCUAUCAAUCAGUCUGCUCCUAUUUUAGUAGAUGAUGAGGAGGAUGAAGAAUUUUAUAAAGAUUUUGAUGAGCCCCCUGUACUUAAGCCUGUUUCAAAACAAACAGGGCAAAACAAGACUCCACCAAUCUCAUCCCCCAGAUUGACGCAGGAAUCAAUUUGUAGCUAUAGUCGAACGAAACGGUCUUAUUCAAGACAGAGAUCCUUAGAGGACAAAGACAUGAAGACGUACAGCGGCAAGAAAUCAUUUCGGCACACGCUGUCUGAUGACUAUGAAAAACGGCAUGAAAAAAAUGGAAAAGAGAGUGGAAAUAUUUUUGACAAAUUCUCAUCAGAAAAGUACGACAGCCCUCCGCCUCUUCUUCCUGGCCCAGAGUGUGAACCGUUGCCUGAAGAAUGCCAUAGUCCAGACUUUCGUGCCAUGGAAGCUGACUCCACCUCUGAACCAACCUGCGACAAGGAAGUGCAUACUUCAAGACAAAGUAGUCAAGUUAAGAGCUUGGAGGCGUCCUUAGAAUGCGACAGUACUUGCAUGUUGGGAACGUCCCCUGCCAUAGUCUCCCCAGCUUCUCUUUCAUGUGGCGAAUCAGAAGAAAUGAAAGAUAUGUCAGGGGCAGACGAGACAGAGGCCGUGAAAGAUGUCUUAGUAGCAGACGAGACAGAGGCCGUGAAAGAUGUAUUAGUAGCAGACGAUACAGAGUGCAAUGCGGUUGAAAAUUUCUCUGGUCAUGAACGUGACUUAAAGGGGCUAAGCAAUAUCAUUGAAGAACAAGUUACGCAGGAUAUGCCCGUACUUCCAUUCCCAGUUAACCAGAUGCACGAGAAGUCUUCGGAGACUCAAACCAGCUUCACGCACGCCGUUCAUGACCAUUCGGAUAUUAACAAUGAUGAGCCACCCACCUUAGCAAUAAUGCCUCAGUUGAAUCUGUCAUUGAUAGGAGUUAGACAGAAACGUCAUACCAUAGACACACCUGAGACAUAUUGCCGAACACAUAGACAGCAAUGUUCCCAUGAAGGUCCUGUUCCUUCAUCGCCACCUACCCUUACUUGCUUCAUCCCUAAUGAAAAUGUGCCCACGUCAAAUAGAAAACGCUCCAAUAAAACUUUAAAUGACAGCUGUGCAGGGGAAGUAGCUGAGCAGCAGAAGAAACGCCGACACUUCAGCUACCCAUCUACAGACCAAUCGUCUAAUUUACAAAAUUUUGUCCAACAGGCUUGCUUGUUAUCGCAACUACAGACUAGAUUGCAUUCUUUUCUUUUUCAUAUUUUCCCGCAGAUUAGGUCAGACCUAAAAAAAAUUCAACCAGAAUCAUUGUUAUUAGAAACCGUUCUUUCUGAUCUGGUUUCUAUUUUAGACCAUCCAGAAGAAGGGAAAAAGAUUGGGAACUCAAGGACUUGUUCUCAAGCAUCUGUUGGUUUAAGCUCACCCCAAGCUGUCAGUCAGUCCUUACCGCUUGGAACUCCUCAACUAACCACAUCAGAAAGCUUAAAUGUUUCCCUAAGCGCUCCUAGUGAUGAUUCUCUGCAGCAGUCACCAAGUCUGGUGUCCCAAGACAACGAACUGGCUCUAGCUAAACUAUCUCAACUCUCUCUACGGGAGCCUCACGUGAAGUCUGCCGUCAUUCUUUUGGCCAAAGACCCAGCAGCAGAGCUGAGCUAUUUCUGCCAGCUGACAUGUAAAAUCUUGCAACACUUACUCCCAGAGUUGGCAGUGAAGUUACUGGAUGAAUUGGUGGACUCACCAAAAGAUCUCUUAGUUUUCUUAGAUAAUGUUAUACUUAUAAAUACCAGGAGUAAGUGGAAGACUUCCACCCGUUGAUAAAGUUACUGGAUAAUAGUAUAUGUUUGAUUCACAUACACUCUGCACAUGAGGAAUUCUUAUUUCUGUUGACUCAAGUCAUGUGUGUGAACAAAUAUUGGAAUGUUUACUUGCAUUCAAGUAUUUUAUUAUUAUAUUAGCUGUGUUUUUUUUUUCAGUAUUUCAAGGUUCUAAUAAAAAAAAUCUUUCAAGUAAAAAAAAAAGAAAAUAUUAUCUAUUUGCUUUUUCCUUGUAACAAAACAACAAACAAAAAUGGUAACAGAAAUGUAACUUAUAUAAUGAAAGAUUAGCUUGACCUAUAGAAGUAAUAGGAGCAGAAAAAAAAUACCUUAAAUUUUGUAAGACAUUUAUGUCUUAGUUAAUCUUUUUUAGAAGGCAAUUUUCACUCUUAGUAGUAAAUUUUUGGCAAUUUUAAAGAAAAAUUAAAACAAAUAUUUAUUUUAAAUCAGUAAAAAUGAAUAUUACGGACUACAGUGGAAACAAAAGUAGCACAUUAAAAUAGAAUGAAAGUCUGGGCAAGAGUAUGGCUAGGAUUUUUUUAUCCUGCAAUUAUUUCCCAUUCAGUUUUUUAAAGCUGUUAUUUAAUUUACAACUUUAUACACUAUAACUUUUUACGACUAAUAAAAUUAUUAAUUUCACAAUUGUUUAAAAAGGAAUCACUAUAACUUUUUUCAACUAAUAAAAUUAUUAACUUCACAAUUGUUUAAAAAGGAAUGAAAUAGAUUUUCUGUCAAUAUUAAACAAAGAACUCUAGAUGUUAUCUUUGAUUUUCAUAUAUUCUUCUGGAAAUAUUGCUUCAAAAGCUAACUUAAAAAGUUUUUUCUAAAUGUUAAAUUAAAUAGAUAGAGUAGAAGGAUUUUAUGUUUAACUAAUUAUUAUAAUUAAACCCAUCAUAGAGGGUAUUUUUCAUGUUUUUUUUUUAUUGAUUUUUUUUUUUAAACUUUUAUGCAAUUUGUUAAUAGCUGGCUUCACUCAUUAAGGUUAAAUAAAAUAAUAAAAUGUGUUCUGGUUUUCAAACUUUGCAUAUUUCAUUAAGACAAAUACACAUGUUUGUCACUUAAAAGUUUUGUUGCUUUCAAAUUGAUUUUUAAAACAUUGCUACAAAAUUUGCAGUUUUUUUUUUUUUUUGUUUCUAAGAAUUUUAGUUUCGUUUGGUAAAAAUGAGCUUGUGCACUAUUGAUUUAUUGAAACGGUUUUAUUGUUUUAGCUUCGAAUUUUAAUUUCCCGUCUCCUGUUUUGUUUUUGCUAUUUAUUCAUAACUUGUUCAAGUACAAACAAAACAACAAAUGGACUUGCCAUUAAGUUAGUCCAGCAAGCAGCACCUGUUUUUCUUUGUGACAUUGUUAACAGUGCCUUUAGGGUCAGAAGCAAAUGCUACAUGUCUGUGACCGUUUCAAAGAAGAUAUAUGUAUAAAUUGUAUUCUUGUCAAUGGAGUUUUAAUCCAAAAUAAUUUGAAUGCUUCAAAUACUUCAAUUUGUUGUAAAUUCAUCAAAAAAAAUACAAAUCUAAAUUUCUGAGGUGCUGCACUGUUUAGUGGUACCAUCAGAUUUUAGAUCCUGAUUCUUAAGGGUGGAGUCUUAAUUUGUGGUUGACCAUAACAGAUAGCGUUCUUGUCUUGUGAUAACUGGACCCGGCUGUUUCAUUUUGAAACUUUGAUGCGUUGUAUUUUGUAAAUAAUGCAAUCUAUUUAUAUCAGAAGGGACACAACUAAAUCAAUUUCAAAUGAUGACUUCGUUGUUGGGUUGUUUUGUAUGGCAAAAGUUCAGUUUUUUGUCUUGUUUUGAAUGUUGUUUUUAUAUGAUGUUCUUAUUGCAAAGCUUUUAAUUUCACAGUCCAACUUAUGAAAUUAAACCUAUUCAAAUUCAAAUAAAAAGUCUGCACUAUUCGUUACUUCAAGACACUAUUUUUACUAUUAGACAAAUAAACAUUUAAAAAAAAUAUAUUAUUAUUGACCAGAGUGUAAACUGUGUUAGUCUAAACAAUUUCAAUAAACUUACUUCUGGUACAACUGUUCAAGUAUUCUUUUGGUUCAUGUCAUUGUUUAUGACAUUUUAUAACAACUUCAUGGAGUGUUACAUUUGUAAUUAUACACUUUCUGUUGAUAGAUAUAUUUUUUUUCCUUAAUGUUUGAAUUUUGAUUACGAAUCGCUCUUAUCCUCUCUUAUUAUUUUAAAUUGUAAACACGUUGACACUUUCUUUUUAAUCUUUUAGAUUUUUCUGGCUUAAAAAAUGUAUUUAGCUAUUUCACAGUGGUGGAAAUAGAUGGAACACUAAUAUUAAAUUCAAACUAAUUGGCUGGUCGUGUUGUAUACCCUAUGGGCUGUCAUCAUGUGGACCUGAGGUUAAACACUACCUACUUCCAUUAGGGUUAGGACAUCAUGAUGAGUUCUGAAAGAAUGUCCACACUUAUUUUUUUUUUUUAAUGAAAUGUCUAUCUUGUUUGAAACUGCAGAAGUAAAUUAAUCAGUAGUGCUUUUUGUUUUAAGUCUUAUCCUCUGUAGCUGUCACUGUAGGCAACAAUAAAAAAUAAAAUUUUUUCUUUGGCAAUGUAAAUAUUGAAUUAACACAUAAAUAUUUGUCACUUUCUGUCUCCUGAGACAAAGUAUGUACUUAGAUGAUUAUUGGAGGAUUUUUUUUUUUGUCUCCCUCUGUUUGGGACAGAAAUGUUUGGGGUUAAACAACCUUAUUUUAGAAUGGUAGACAUUACCAGUUCUCAUUAUAAAGAGUCAUAAAUGAUAUCAUUUGACUAAUUAAUUCUUAACAGUUUGUUGGGAUAUUUGGGUUGCAAACAAUAACUAUUUAGUGUAUUAUUGUCCUAUCCUAUCUUUUCAUCUGUUACUAUCUAGUUUUUGUUUAGUGUGUCAUUGUUGUUAGACGCUUCUUGGACUGUCUUGCUUGGUAGCCGUUUACUUUUGAUAAAUUUGACGUUCGACAAACCAGAGAGCAUUUUCUUCCUCUUGUUUUCACCUCCAAUCAGAAGGUUACCCAGAUGAACAUACUUCUCCCAAGGGUACAGUUUUUAUGUCUUUAUGACUUUUUGUCACAUUUAAAUUUUCAGGCAAGUCUUCAAUGCGUGUAACCAAUAUAAUUUUGUGCCAUGUUAGGUUAAAAUUUUUCACUGUUUGCAACAAGACUUAUUUUUCUUUGUACCUUACAACUGGUUUCAUAAAGGUUAGCCAGCAUGAGUUCAGAUGUAAACAAAAGGUGACAUGUUUAAAAAUAAACAAAAUUCUUCUCCUGUUUCGUUUAAAUAUUAUCUUGAAGCCAAUCAGAAAUACUAAACAUUUUCAUUUUACUGCCUACUGAAGAAAUGAUUUAAUCAUUUUACUUUAAUCACUUUACUUGACAGAAGGAAAAACUUAACCAUUACUAUGCUUUGAAAGUAUGUAUUUUUACUUCAAUCAAAUCUCAUAACAUGCUUAGACAUAACAUUUUCUGCAUUCUGUGUAGUGAUAUGUUUUUGUCAGUUAUGUAAUAACUGUGAUAGUAAUAGCUGUGAAUGAUUUUUUUUUUUUGGUCAAAAUUUUAGUGCCUUGAAAUUGUGACAUUUUUAAAAAAUCUAAUUUAAAACAUUUAAUAGUAGGAGAAACUAUAUUGCAGAUAUUUUUAUAUAAGAUAAUGAGACAAUAGACCAAUAACAAAGAUUUUGUGUGGGAAAAAAGAUUAUUUUUUUCUUGGGAAUCAUUUUGUUUUCAUUCUGAUUUAUUAAAUUAAAAAAACCACUUAAACACUAGUUUUCUUCAAGUCAAAACUGGUAUCAAACUGUAAUCGAUUAAUGUACAGUAAUCUUGAACUAAUGUAUAAACUGGCGAGCAUACAAUCAACAUUUUUUUAAAUUUAUUCCUUUAAAUGUGUUAAUAUAUUUUUAUGAUAAGAGGCAACAUUUAAUGAAUUAAAUUUAAAAGGUCUCUUAUAUAUUACAGACGUUUCUUCGAAUAAAUAAAAAAUGGUCAAAAGUUCUUAUGUUGAAGCUCUUUGUUUUAUUCGACUAUAUGAAAGAAAAAAUGGCACAGAGAGAGGAAUGGGGUCGUGAUGUAAUAUUUUUUUCUUUACUAGACCUUCCAAUCUUUAUUAAUGUACUAAUGUAUGCUUAUUGUUUUUUUUUUCUCUUUAAUUAUCAUCCACAAAAAAGAAUUAAAGCUAGUCAUACUUUUAACCAUGUUUUUUUUUUUGUUUAAUGUCUUUUAAAGAGGAACAAAGAUUGGCUAACAAGUGGAAAUGGUUUGUGGAGACCCCAUAAUGAAAAGAACCUUAUUCCCCAUUGCUAUUAUUUCUGGACAUUCUCCCUUGCAGCUAUUUCAUGAAGCUAAUAUCAGAAGAAUCUAUAGAGUUUUACAUUUAAAUGGCAUUUCAGUCUGUUUCCUCUGCUCUGUCUUGUUUACGCUGACACUUUAGUCUGCUUUCCUCUUCUCUUGUCUUGUUUACGCUGACACUUCAGUCUGCUUUCCUCUGCUCUGUCUUUAUGCUGACUUUUCAGUCUGCUUUUCUCUGCUCUGUCUUGUUUACGCCGACACUUGAGUCUGCUUUCCUCUGCUCUGUCUUGUUGACACUGACACUUGAGUCUGUUUCCUCUGCUCUGUCUUGUUUACGCUGACACUUCAGUCUGCUUUCCUCUGCUCUGUCUUGUUUGCGCUGACACUUCAGUCUGCUUUCCUCUGCUCUGUCUUGUUAACGCUGACACUUCAGUCGCUUUCCUCUGCUCUGUCUUGUUUACGCUGACACUUUAGUCUGCUUUCCUCUUCUCUUGUCUUGUUUACGCUGACACUUCAGUCUGCUUUCCUCUGCUCUGUCUUUAUGCUGACUUUUCAGUCUGCUUUUCUCUGCUCUGUCUUGUUUACGCCGACACUUGAGUCUGCUUUCCUCUGAUCUGUCUUGUUGACACUGACACUUGAGUCUGUUUCCUCUGCUCUGUCUUGUUUACGCUGACACUUCAGUCUGCUUUCCUCUGCUCUGUCUUGUUUGCGCUGACACUUCAGUCUGCUUUCCUCUGCUCUGUCUUGUUGACGCUGACACUUCAGUCGCUUUCCUCUGCUCUGUCUUGUUUACGCUGACACUUCAGUCGCUUUCCUCUGCUCUGUCUUGUUUAUGCUGACUUUUCAGUCUGCUUUCCUCUGCUCUGUCUUGUUUACGCUGACACUUCAGUCUGCUUUCCUCUGCUCUGUCUUGUUUUACGCUGACACUUCAGUCUGCUUUCCUCUGCUCUGUCUUGUUUAUGCUGACACUUCAGUCUGCUUUCCUCUGCUCUGUCUUGUUUAUGCUGACACUUCAGUCUGCUUUCCUCUGCUCUAUCUUGUUUACGCUCACACUUCAGUCUGCUUUCCUCUGCUCUGUCUUGUUGCUCAUUUAGAAUCUCAUUAACUUAGUAUUAAAUUUCUUUCUUUACAAUUGACUUGUUCUUUGGUUUUGUACCUCAACUCAGCAACCUUACAUGUAAUAUAAUUCUUGGUAAAUGUUUCACUUUGAUUAAAUUGUAACAGUAUGUCAUACAUUCGCAACAGUAUCCCUCAUCUAAUCCCACCUUUAUUUUACUACAGAAGUAUCACUCAAUUGUUCACACCCUUUAUGCUUAUUGUGCAGAGAAUUCUCGUACACAUCACGUCCUAAUUCAUUGUUUCAUUUCCUUGGUUCAGGUUUUCUACAGCAUUUAAACAUGUCAUACCCUAACUAUAUAUAUUUCAAACUGUUUUGUGUAGAUCUAUAGUCUGUGUAUAUCACUAACUAUGAUGUAAUGUGGGUGUUGUUGUUUUUUUUGGGUUUAUGUAAUAACAAUUUUUGACAAAAAUGCAAUCUAAAUUUGUUGUGUAAAUAUUUUGUUCAAUGACCCUUACUUGUCCUUAUGGGUUGAAUGUGAAGUGUAGUAAAACAUAGAUAUAAUGAAAGUCUUAAGACUCGCAUUUUCAUUCAAAAAUAACUUUUAAAAAAAAUAUAUAAAUAAACAGGAAUGAAGGAAAAUUACAGUUUCAUUCAGAUCUAUAUUUUCAGUGAUGAGAUGAGUGGCAUAUACAAAUUGUAAAGCUUUGUAAGGUUCAAAGACAUUUCAUUGAUGAAGUUAUUUUUUUUUUAAUUCUUAAACUGUAUAAGAGAAAGAUAUUUCCAUUUGAACAAGGCUGAUAAAAGAAAGUUAACAUUUUCUAGACAUAAGGAAGACUCCCUGUCUUAGAAAUGAACAAUUUGUGUUUUCUAGAUUUAAGAAAGCCAGACUCUCCAUGUUAAAAUGCUUUAAUAUUGAGAUUUGUGUGUGUGUUAAUGUUCUAUUUUAUUUUGGUUUGGAUUCAAAUGAUGUUACUAUGAAACAAAGACUGUAGGGUGGAAAUACUUAGACCAAUGAGGUUUUCACAUGACUAAAGUGUGUAGCUCUCUAACAUGACAACGUUAUCUUAUGGGAAAUGACAGAACUCCUUUGUUACAGCUCCUCAGCGCACAGGACUCUCAUGCAUACUGUUAUAUUCUCAUUUAUUUGGUGAUCAUUCAAGUUGUUUUUCCAGUGGAAUAUCAAAACAUCCCUAGUUUUUUUUUUUUUUUUUUUUACUGUUCGUCAUUUUUAAUGCUUCUGAAUUUUUGGUACUGAGUAGGAUAUUUUCUUUAUAUUUUAAGUCAUCGACUGUGCAUCUUCUAAGCUAACCAUACUUAUUUUGUUCAAUGUGAUUCUUGGUAGUUAAUUUUAAGAGUUUGCACAGCAAGAGAAUGUAUUACAUUUUUUUUGACUGGCGGAGAGUCGUUUGGGGGAAAAUUUUCUUGAAAGCAAACUUGCGCAGAGUUACCAGUUUAGGCUUUAAGGGAUUAGUUCAUCCAGUCUUGACUAUGACUUAACGACUUGUCGGGGGUCUGUUUUUAGAUUCUUGUCUUGAAAUAAAUCAAUCUAUUUAUUGCUCCAGAGAAAAUGAAAUUUGGACCGAAUGACUGCUUUAGAUCUACACAUGGAUUAAUGACUUGUAGGGGUUAGACUCUGGGGUAAUAGAUGACUUAAUGACUUGAUUAGACUCUGGGGUAAUAGAUGACUUGAUGACUUGACUCUUGCAAUAGACGACACAUGACUUGGCUGUGAUACUAUGACAUUAGAAGGACUUGUAAAAAAAAAAAAAUAAUUAGUCUAAGCUCUAGUAAGCUGGAGUUGAGUUUACUAUGUGAUAAA